Molecule: messenger RNA, 1092 nt
Organism: Exserohilum turcica Et28A
Lineage: Eukaryota; Fungi; Ascomycota; Dothideomycetes; Pleosporales; Pleosporaceae
Exons: 3
Coding region: 73-753 (226 amino acids)
Biological process (GO): intracellular protein transport; Golgi to vacuole transport; retrograde transport, endosome to Golgi
Cellular component (GO): SNARE complex; late endosome membrane; Golgi apparatus
Molecular function (GO): SNARE binding; SNAP receptor activity
Source: RefSeq, a predicted model, not a curated record
GCCCAUAAACGACCGCAUACGUACCCGUCUGUUUUCAUAUCGCCCCCGCGUAAAUAGUGCAGUACCACAGCCAUGUCCAACCUCAUCGACGCCGACGCUGGUACCGAGCGCUUCAGCGGCUACGAAGCCGAACUGAAGCUGGUGCAAGCCGACCUUAGCCAGCAGAUAGAGCAGAUCAAAGAGACGACUGGAGAGCCAAGGAAAGCCGCCAUCAGCAGGGCUGAGCGGGCGCUCGAGGAGGCCGAGGAAUUGAUUGGCCAGAUGCGCCUCGAAAAGUCCAACAUACCAGCCAACCUCAAAUCCAAGUACAACGCACGUUUCCGCAACUAUGAACACGACCUCGAUACUACCAAGCGCAAGCUGGAAACGUACACGUCGGACCGCUCCAAGCUCUUUGGCAACCGCUACACAGACAACCCGGAUGGCAGCGACGCUCAGCUCGAGCAGCGCCAGCAGCUGCUCUCGGGCACAGAUCGCUUGAACAGGUCAAGUAACCGAUUGCGGGAGAGUCAGCGCAUCGCGCUCGAGACGGAGCAGAUCGGCGCUAGCACCCUUGGCGACUUGCACAGGCAGAGAGAACAGAUUACCAACACGAGGGAGAGGCUGCUGGAGAGCGAGGGCUACACGGACCGAAGUAUCAAGACGCUGAGGGGCAUGGCGAGACGGAUGGCUACCAACCGUAUCAUCACCAUUGCCAUUAUAACCGUCUUAGUCCUGCUCAUCAUGGCGGUCAUUUACAGCAAGUUCAGAUGAUGGCCUUGCACCAGUCAACUACCACGAUAAGCGUGAAUUUUUGUUCGUUUGGCGUUUGGGGGGGGCAAUACUUGUAUAUAUUGCACGGGAACUUGUUCUUUGGACUGUCCAAUCAAGACUCUAGUCGUGUAAUGGCAUCACACUUUUCCAUCAUAUCACGUGAGGACGAGCAUGUGCGAUUGAAUAUGGGUUUUUUUCUCUCUUCCUACUGCUUGACGCGGGUUUCGACAUUACAGGCAUAUUGCGUGCGUUUCUCUCUCUCUCUCUCUCUUUUACAUGCUAUUUUGCACAUGUCCCUUUAUUUUCCUCUCUCCCUCCUCCCUCUCUCUCUAUCUUUCC